CAAGGUGGAUUCGUGAUUGUGAAUGUAUUUUAAUUAUUAUAUUGCUAAUCUUUAUAGAUAAUAAGUGCAGAUUGUAUAGGAAUAAUCAGUAAAAGAUCCCCUUAAACAUGGAUUACUCCACUAUCAGUAACAAGACUAACUAUACAGAAGCAGAAGAAUUAACAAAUGGUGAGCUAAGUGAGCGUUAUUAUUUACUCAAGAAACAAUACGAUAACUUAUCGAGCAGUUAUGAAGCAACAAAACAAGAACUACACGAUGCUAGAAGAAGUUACCAAACUGCCUUGGACGUUCAGAGACAUUUGACCGCAGAGUUAGAAAGUUAUCAGGCUGACGAUGCUCGUCGAAAGAAUGAUCUGACUUCACGUAUAACUUCGUUGCAAGAAGAGAUUUCCGAGCUGAGGGAAGAGCGGACAGAAAUUACUGAACGACAUGCGGUAGAAAUUAAAAAGUUCGAAACACAAAUUCGGAAUUUGAAAGAGGAGCAAUCGCUUAAAGUGAGGGAAAGUCCUGAGCGGGAUAAUUCGGAGUUGGAAGAGGCUCGAAGGACUGUUAACAGCGCUUUAUCUGAUGCUGCUUCAGCGAAAGAGGCGCUUGAGGAAGCGAAGAUGGAGAUUGCGUCAUGGCGGAUGAAAGCUGAAGAGAUGAUAUCGGAAAUGGCAGAGAUGCGUGUGGCAGCGGAUUUGCGUAGGGAGGAACUGAGAGCAGCUAAUGAGCGGGAAGCUACUGCGCUUGCUGAGUUAGCUGAAGCUAAAGCCAUGCUGCAUCAGUGCACAGACACCCAGCAGGACCUGCAACCACAUGCUGCAAAAGGCAAUUCCAUAUUUGCUGAAGUUGAGGACAAGAGGCAGGAAAUGGUCAAGAGUCUCACACAAAUGAAACAAACUAAUUCUAGGUUGAGACGAGAGCUAGCCAACAAGCAAGCUGAGGUAGAUGCCUUACUACAUGAGAAGCAGACGGUCUGGGAGCAACAAGCCGGAGCUGCAGCCCACUACGACAGAGAACUUAUAGAAAGCUACGAGGAGCGCAUCACGCAGCUGGAGGGCGCGUGUGAGAAGCAGCGGCGGGAGCUGGCGCGGUGGUUCAGCAAGCCCUGCGACCACAACGUCAACGACUGGCUGCCGGCUGUGCUAGAGCAUUUGAAGUCAGAAUGCGAGCAACUAAGAGCCGACGUACUAUCGAGAGGCGCCGCUCAGCUCGCCAGCGCCGCCCAAGUGAGGGAACUAAGAAGAAAACUAGCUCUUCUCACUGCAAACACCACAAAACUGUCCCCUGCAAGCAAACUUGAUACUAAUGGUGAAGAUAAUAAGGUCGAUAUUGUCAUGCAAAGAGUGCCAGUGCAAGUUAGAAGUAAAGCUAAUGUUGAUGAUGUUAAGAAGAAAGUGUCUUUUAAUUAGUAGGUUAUACAUAGUGAUAUUUUAAUAAGUAAUAGCUGUGUUGUGAUAUGAUAUAGAAGUGGUGGGAUUCAUGUCUUGUAAAUGUUUGAAAAAAAAAGAAAAGUUACAUAAAACAUUUUUUUUUUUUAUGGAACUUGUAUAAACUUUAGAUGCGGGUCAUCUGUGUAAUAAAAACUUUGUUCUCGUCAUAUUCCAAUGCAGCAACAAAUUGUAUGUUAUCUUAAAAUAAGCAAUCAAUAAAUUAAAGACUUAUUAUAAACAGAA
Molecule: messenger RNA, 1658 nt
Organism: Helicoverpa zea (corn earworm)
Lineage: Eukaryota; Metazoa; Arthropoda; Insecta; Lepidoptera; Noctuidae
Gene: Spindly
Product: protein Spindly
Exons: 5
Coding region: 108-1394 (428 amino acids)
Source: RefSeq, a predicted model, not a curated record